AUCAGCUUUGGAAGGUAUCUUUGGAGUUCCGAGCAUGCAACCUUCGUCAGUUCUGAAGUUUUGCGGCUUUCAAAUGCUGAGAAGAUAGUUCAAGUUAAAAAGCUGCAAAUUUCUCGACAAACAUUUGUGUCUACAGACUUUGAGACAAACGUGCAGGGCCGAUUUAUUUUCCCGCCAAAUUUAAAAGUCUUACUGGCUCGCAUGGUUCUCUCUUUGUCAGAGUAGUAACUUGGGGGACAACGCCAAAGAUAGGCCAGAUUAACAGAGAAAAUGUCUUCCAAUUACUCAGCAUUAUGUCGCGCCCAGUUGACGUAUGAAUACCUGCAUACCAACAGCACAACUCAUGAAUUCCUGUUUGGUGCCCUUGCUGAGCUUGUUGAUAAUUCAAGGGAUGCUGGAGCAACAAAGAUGCACAUUUAUACCGUGGCGGACAAGCGUUACCGUGGAGGAUUUCAAUUAAACUUUUUGGAUGAUGGUUGCGGAAUGGAUCCAGUUGAAUUGUCCCAGGUCAUUCAAUUUGGAAGAUCUAUGAAGCGAAAUUCUGGCUCAAAUCAAAUCGGCCAAUACGGAAAUGGUUUGAAAUCUGGCUCUAUGCGGAUUGGCAAGGAUAUGAUCUUACUUACCAAAAAGGGCAGUACGAUGAGUUGCUUGUUUCUGUCAAGAUCGUUUCACGAACAGGAAAACAUCCACGAGGUCAUUGUUCCAAUGCCUUCGUGGAAUUCACAAACUGGGGAGCCAUUAGCUAAAGAUGACCAGGAAAGAAAGAGGUACGAAAUCGAAAUGGAAAUUAUUCUAAAGCAUUCUCCAUUUCGUACCGAAAAAGAAUUAUUGGAUAAAUUCAAUGAAAUCGAUGCAACCACAGGAACACUGGUCAUCAUAUUCAAUCUUAAACUGCUUGACAACGGUGAAUCAGAAUUAGAUCUUACUUCAGACGCUGAGGAUAUUCUUAUGAGAGAUCCACAUGCCAACGAAGAGUACGGAUUCGAUGAAUAUGUCCCCCCGGAGCGAACCUCGUUCCGGUCCUACACUGCCGUGUUGUACAGUGAACCACGUAUGAGAAUCUUUAUCCAAAAAAAGAAAGUCAGGACAAAGCGCCUAGUUAACAGUGUAUUCAAACCAAUAUCGUAUUCAUACACAUCAAACAGAUUCAGAACUAGGUCUGAAAAAGAGGUCGAAAAGGCCGAAUACGAGGCAAAGAUUGCGGAGGAAAAAGCCAAGGAAUUGUCUAUACAAGCAAAAGAAGCACUACCAAGGGACAAUUUGGCUGCAAAAAAUAACAGGCAUGAAGGCCAAGUGAGGCAGAUGAAAGCUGAACAAGCCAAGAUAGAUGCUGAGGUGAAGAGACGAAUAGCGGAAGAGAAAAAGAAGUCGUUAAAAGAGCCUAAGCAGUUAACGUUUACAUUCGGAUUCAACAUCAAUGCAAGGAAGUGUGAUGGGAUGUACAUUUAUAAUUGCAACAGGUUAAUACGAAUGUGUGAAAAGAUAGGCCCUCAACUUGAAGGGGGAGUAAAAUGUGCAGGCAUAAUAGGUAUUGUAGAUGUUCCAUAUCUAGUCCUUGAACCUACUCACAAUAAGCAGGAUUUCGCAGAUGCAAAGGAGUAUAAACAUCUUUUACGAUCGAUGGCCGAGCAUAUGUUACAAUAUUGGAAAGACUCAAAGAUCGAAGAACAUGGUGUUACAGCGUUUUGGGAAGAGUUUGGUUACACCGGUAGAUGGAGGGACGAUGCCUCAAAUGAGAGUAAAUUUUUACUUAAGAGGGCUAUGAGUGUGCCACUUUGUGUACAAUGUGAUUCAUGUCUGAAAUGGCGACAGCUGCAGUUCUCUCGAAAGCUUAGCUUGGAAAGCGUACCAGAAUUUUGGGUGUGCUCCAUGAACACGGAUAAUAAUUUCAAAACUUGUACAAAACCGGAACAAAAGCCAAAUAUACAAGCAGGAAGACUUCAAAAGGAUAUAAAGUCGGUUGAACAGCGAGCCGAGCAAGAUAUAAAAAGAUUAACUGACAAAUUAAAAAAGGCAGAGAAAAUCGCUGCCCGAGGCAAGCCCUCUCCACCCCCUCCCCCACCAACCACUACAGCUAGAAGACCAGUGAUAAAGCCAACAUUUGCUCCAAAACCCAGCCCCCCUCCAAGACGAUCGCCUAUCACCAACUCAAGAUCGUCAUCAAAAGCAAGUACUACUCCUAAGGCUGUUCAGAAGGCAUUGAAAGAAAUCAGUUCACCGGCGAAAAAAACAGCAUCAAAGAAGGUUGAGCAAAGCAAACGACGAAGAUCUCCAUCUCCUCCACCUAAAAAAGCCACCCCAUCGUCUGCAAAAUCAACGAAAAAGACCGAACCACCGGCGAAAAAAGAACCAGCGAAGAAACGAGCGGUUGUAGCCGAGUCAGAUGAGGAAGAGGAUGUUAAGCCUGUCAACACUAAACGAAAGAAAACUGCACAACCCGAAACAACAGAGGAGAAUGUGGCCACUUCAAGUGAAAAAGUUGAUAGUAGUACAACAGCGGCAACAGAAGAACCAAAGAAUGAAGCAAAAACGACUAACGAAGAACCAAAAUUCGAUACAGUCUAUCAACUAGAUACAAGAGUUGAGGCAAAAGUUAAUACCAGAUGGUAUGCUGGAAAGGUCAUCUCUUUGAAACACGGUGCUGGUUUGAACAAGAUCAAGGUGAAGUUUGACCUUCAUAGUCAGGACAAGUUUGAUAAAUGGUUUAGUGAAAACGACAAAAACUUACGACUGUUAGAGGAAGAUGACACGCAACCUGCAGAUGCAGAGGGAACACAGGCUGCCUCUCCCACUAACAACAACGAGAUAUCAUCUUCAAUCGCUUCACCCUCAUCGACUAAUGAGGAUCGUCUCCCAGAUAAUGACAAAUUACGAAGCUUGCAAGAACUGUUAGAUGGUGUCGUACAGAAAUUUAGACGGUGUCUUCAUUACUUCAGACCGCCUGAUUUCGUGAUAGAAAAGCACGACAUUCUGCACAACUUAACGCCAUACGAUCUAAGAGAUUUCGACCUGGGAAGGUUUGUUGCUGACUAUGAGAGGAGUAUCAGAAAACUCGUAGGAACUAGCGACACUGCGCAACACAAAGUGAAAGAGGAGGCCGAAAAACAAAUCCAGGAGCUGAUCAAAGAGAAGGAAGAGAAAGAUAAGGAACUUGAAGACGGUAAAAAGAAACUUGAUGAUUCCAAAGAGGAGUUACGGAAGCUGCGGCAGAAUGUUAAUGUUUUGAUAAAAAGCAUUGGAGCGCAAAUAGAACCGGAAGAUGACAGCGAGCACGUAGAUACAUUACUUAGUGCAAUUGUUCAAAGUAUCGGCGAAAGCAGCUGAUGAGUCCAAGCUUAAAACGAGAAACGCCUCGCAUACAUGUUGGAAUACAUAAACGAAAGAGAAAGGAUCCCUGACUCCAGAUGUCACUAAAGGUUUUAACCUGGAGCAGAGCAAAUCAGUUCUCGCACCACUUUGGUGUGACAUCAGCGAAGUUGAACGAACCUUGUAAAACCUUCCCUGCUUGUCAUUGCCUGUAGCGACGCUGAGAGUCACAUGUAGUAUCCUUAUAAGUACUAAAUGCUUGUGAAUCAAUGAUACUGCUAUUUGUGAACAAGCCAAUAUCAUAUUACGUUGUGAUCACGUCACCUUAUGUUACUCCAAAGUUUUUGGUUACUCCAAGAAGGGCCUUUUGUUUUGACUCUGUGAUGUUUUUAAAGGACAACUUAGAUAAAAAGUAAAUUUAUUAGUGAAUAGUAUGCUAAACCGAGAAGCAGCAAUGAGCGUAAAUGAUACCUAAUGUAAAUAUUCAGAUUAGUCUAUCCGUUGUUGAAGCUCUGAAUCCUAUGUAAGGCUCUAAAAUGCUUUGAUUUACAGCAAUUCAGGUUCUGAACAUUUGUGUUGCAAAAUACAUUCUUAUAAACCAAUCUCCCUUAUUUACACUUUUGCGCCAGUUAUUCUUUCUGUUCAGUUAUUCAUUCUUUCUGGUUAUCGAAUUUCUAAUUCAAUAACCAGUUGUUUUCGUGCUGAUAAAAUGGCUAACCAUUCUGUUUUGAUAAUAUAUAAUAUAUCUCGCCAAAUCUCUGUUUCGGUGCAGUUACUAUAGCACACACAGAAUUGCCAGAAAAGACGUCAUGUGCAGUAUAGUACCACAGGCUAAUUUUCACUUAAGUUUGAAAAAGUUCAACCAAUCUCUCGAUUUCUAUCAGGCCUUUUGAUUUGCUUUUUAGAAUUUCAUGCAAGCGAAGGACAAAUUUUUCUAUAUAUUCCGCCUUUAGAUGUUUAUAUGUUCCAGUUGAUUUUGUAGAGAGAUAUUUAUUAAUAUCAGUUUUUAUAGAAUAAGCAGUUUUGGUUAUACAAUAUUAUUAUUAUAUACAAAACCUCAUUUCUUUGUACAGCAUCAUGUUUUUAAAUGUAGAAAUAAUUUGAUAUUGCUUCCUCUAAAGCAAAUAAAAAUGUA
Molecule: messenger RNA, 4441 nt
Organism: Rhopilema esculentum
Lineage: Eukaryota; Metazoa; Cnidaria; Scyphozoa; Rhizostomeae; Rhizostomatidae
Product: ATPase MORC2A
Cellular component (GO): nucleus
Molecular function (GO): zinc ion binding
Source: RefSeq, a predicted model, not a curated record